Molecule: messenger RNA, 2602 nt
Organism: Siniperca chuatsi (mandarin fish)
Lineage: Eukaryota; Metazoa; Chordata; Actinopteri; Centrarchiformes; Sinipercidae
Gene: nedd1
Product: NEDD1 gamma-tubulin ring complex targeting factor
Exons: 16
Coding region: 139-2106 (655 amino acids)
Biological process (GO): mitotic cell cycle; microtubule nucleation
Cellular component (GO): ciliary basal body; spindle pole; pericentriolar material
Molecular function (GO): gamma-tubulin binding
Source: RefSeq, a predicted model, not a curated record
AAACAAAGUUCUGUUGUGGAAUAAAGUUUCUCCUUUUUGUCCCUCCCGGUCCUCCGUAGUGGCGGUUUAUUGGCGGCUCACAAAACAAAACAUCUCUAACAACUUGUCAGUUAUUAAUUUACCUUUCAGGGCGUUGCCAUGGAGGAGUUACCCCGCCUGGUGUCGACAGGAGACUGUGUGAAGAUCUGGGAUGCUGUUUCCAUGGCGCCGCUGGAGCAGUUUAACCCACAUAGCACCAGCCACCCUGUCGCACAGGCCUGCUGGAGCUCCAACAACCACUACCUGGUCAGCGCCAGCAGCAGCGGAGACAAACUGGUGGUUUCCAGCCUCAAAGCGACUCCUGUUCCAGUGGUGGAACUGGCCGAGGGGAAAAAGCAAACCCGCGUGUGUCUCAGUUCGUCGUCUCAGUUUCUGGUCAGUGGAGGUCUGGAUCAUUGUGUUCACAUCUGGGACCUGAAGACCAAGAGACUGCACCGCUCCCUCAAGGACCAUAAAGAAGAGGUGACCUGUGUGUCCUUUAAUGCCAACGACAGCUACAUCGCCUCCGGUUCCACCAGUGGAGAUCUGGUCCUCCACAGUCUGACCACCAACCUGUCCAGCAAAGCCUUCGGCCACGGCAGCAACCAGCCCGUCCAUGACCUGAGGCUGUCCACGCUGAAGCGCUCCCUGCUGGGCAGUGUUUCUGACAGCGGCACCGUGGUCCUGUGGGACUCCAACACCCAGAAGGAGCUGCACGUGUUUGAGAGCGCCCAUAAGGCCCCGGGCUCCGGCCUGGCCUUCUCCCCCGCCAGUGAACUGCUGGUGGUCAGCGUCGGUCUGGACAAGAAGAUCGUCUGCUUCGACACGACCAGCAAGAUUGUCCUGAGGUCGAUCCGGGUGGACAGUCCACUGACCUCGGUGGACUUCACUCUGGACGGUACCGGUCUGGUAGUCGGAUCCACUCAGGGGAAGAUCUACCAGUACGACCUGAGGAACUCCAGCGCCCCCACCAGGAUCACUGUGGCGCAUAAAACCUCAGUCACCUGCCUGCGUUUCCAGAGCAGCGCCAGCAGACACAAGUCCAGUAAACUGGGCUCCACCAAGAUCUGCAGUACCAAGAGAUCCUCAACCAAGCUGUCAAACAGCCAGCCAGACCCCGCCCCCCACAGGCAGAUGAGUACAGCAGGGGGCGCUGGUGCCGAGGUGAUGUCCCGGGAGGCUGAAGGCCAGCAGGGGGCGGAGCAGCUUCCUGUCGUGGAGAAGUUCAGCAGCAUCGGACGAAACAGUCUGGACGUCUUCUCUCCUGCUCGGGAAGACUCUAGGACCCAGGGGACGACCGGAGACACGCCGUUAGGAAGAACGCCAGUUACCAGUUUGGAGAUGCUUAGAGAAGGGGAGGGUCAGCAGGUCAUAGGUCGAGCCAGUCUGGACAUCUUCUCCCCAGUCAGAGAAGACUCUCAUUCAGGGGCCAGCUCGCACCGUAAGACCCCCCUGGGAACGCCCCUGGCUGCCUCUGGAGGGCGAUGCUACACCCCGCUGUCCGUCUUCCAGACCCCCCCACCAAUCAAAGAGGAGGAGCCGAUCCCAGCUGCAGCAGCUGAGCCGUGUGACUCCAGAAAGUCCGAUCAGGCCAGCAGUUCCAGCCUGGAGGGGGAGGGUCAGACCACGCCCACAUCGUCCCAGCAGACCAAUCACAGUCAGCCGGCCCCGCCCUUCUUCACUCCAGAACCCAGCCUCAGGAGAGCCAAUGGUAUUCAGGCUCAGCUGAGCUACGACUCACCUGUCCACGGAGCUCCACCCGCCACCACAGCAGGUCCAGCUCUGUCGGCGGCGGUUUCCUCCUCUCUCUCCCAGAACAUCGCAGAGGUGGUGGGACACGCCGGAGCUGCUCCUCUCACCUCCCUGCAGAUCCACUUCAUUCAGAACAUGAUCCAUGAAACUCUGGAGGACUUCAGGGACGCCUGUCACAGAGACGUCGUCAACCUGCAGGUGGAGAUGGUCCGACAGUUUUACAUCCAGCUGAAUGAGAUCCACAGUCUGAUUGAGAAAUACUCUGUGAACGAGUCUCUGGUGGAGGAGAUCGAGAAGCUGAAGGAGGAGAACCGCAGGCUGAAGACCAACUACUGACCUGAUCCGGGAUGGAGCUGUGGAGCCCCGAGUUGAGCCUCUCAGGCAGCGCUUCCUCCCAGACUGUCUCUCCAUCGGCGGGGCUACGUUUAGGUUAGAGACGGUUUUGGGAUAAAGAGAGUCUCGACCUGGGGCAAGAAAGGUCUCGGGUCAGAAUCCAGCCAAAGUGGAGAACACUGCCUUCCUGUUGUCGUCGCUGCUGACCGCAGAGGACGAACAGAGCUGCUUUCUUUUCUACGUCGCCGCCUCGCGGCGGCUGAACAGCGGCGGCGCCUCCGGGUGCCGAGGACGACGGCAGCACCACAGAUGUGAGUGAAGUUGGUGUGUGUGUGUGUGUUUCGAUGUUGGUAACACGGUAGUUCACGCUUUCAGCCGCACAUUUUCUUACAGCAUCAGCAGCUGGUGGCUUCAUGUGUGCCUGUAUCAUGUUUUUAUUAAUGAGAAACAUUUUGCCGAAAGAAUAAAAAAAAGAUUCAUAUUGAAAAUAAAACAAGAA